Molecule: messenger RNA, 29053 nt
Organism: Podarcis lilfordi (Lilford's wall lizard)
Lineage: Eukaryota; Metazoa; Chordata; Lepidosauria; Squamata; Lacertidae
Source: the annotation of a GenBank genome assembly
GAAGGUUUUCUCUUUCUUUCGCCCACUUCCCUAAAGGUCUGGAUCUUCUUGCGUGCCACAAGGUGCAAUUGGAUCCUAUAAUCACUCCUUGUUGUUGUUUUGCAGGGCUGGCAUUUUCCAGAAGCUGUCCUCUCAACUCUUCAGCCCCUCUACCUCAGUUAUACCUGCUACAGGUGGAUUAAGAACAAUGCCUUACACUUUCCGGAACUCAAGUCCACGGGCUCCCCCCGCCCCCCAAAGCGCUUCUGCCACUCACUCCACUGGCCAGACCUACAAGGAGCUGAAGCUUGAAUGCCAGCAGAGAGGGACACUCUUUGAGGAUUGUGACUUCCCAGCCAAUGACGCUUCCCUUUUCUACAGUGAGAAGCCUCCCGUCCCCUUUGUGUGGAAGAGGCCUGGGGUGAGUGCGAUUUCUCUUUCUGUCAGUCCCUCUCCCAUUGUGUAGAAUCUUGUGCAAAAUGAGACAGCUAAACUUCUAUUUACAAAAGACAAGUUUCUCUCCCUCAAGGUUCUAAAUAUAGAUAUAAUGGCCCAACAUUGUAAGAAAUCAAUAUUGUAGUGUGGCAGCAGCUAAGCUUGAAAAUCCCUGACAUCAGGCACCUUUUGGGCAAUUGCUAGAAAUAUUUUUAUUCAGGCAAGCCUAUACAGACAUGUGGCAUGCUGACACGUGUUUUAAUCUGGUUUUCAGCUUAUUGUUGAUUUUAAUUAUUUUUAAUGUUUUCAAUAGCUGCUUUUUACUCUUCUGUUUUUACUGAUAAUUUCUUGUUUUAUGCUCUGAUGGUUUUUUACAGCCAAGUGGUAUAUAGAUUUUGGGAAAUAAAUAAAUGAAAUAAACGUGUGUUUGGGCACAGUAAUAGACUGGGUCAAAUUGAGACUCAAUUCAGAAAAGAUGGAGGUACUGUUGUGAUUGAUGGUUCAUGCAUCUGGAUGGAUGAAGUUGAAGUUCAUUGAAGAUGAGGUUACACUCCGCCUAAGCUCAGGUUUUCAGUAUGGGAGUGCUUAUUGAUCCAGCACCAUCUCAAAUCAUAUUUUUUUCUGUUUUAACUGAGAUGUCAGCUGCAACCUUACCUGGAUGGAGGUAUCUUGGCUGCUAUUACCAAAUAACUUAUCAUGUAGCCCAGAGGACUGCCUUUAAAAAUGACCCCCAAAUUUCAGUUGGUCUGGAAAACAUCCACAAAACUAUCAAGUGAGACUAGUGGAUUUGACCUGAGCUUUGGCAACUGAACCAAUUACCAGAGUAUUUCUCAGCCCAAUUUUAAAGUGUUGAUUUUGCCCUUUUAAAGCCCUAAAAUCUCAGACCUUCAUACUAGCCCGCCUUUGCAGUGUUCAAAUCCCCAGUCAGCCUGCCCUGGAGCUCACUGGGUAAUCUUGAAGCAACCACCACCUCUCAGCCUAACCUACUUCAGAGAGUUGUAGAGAGGAUAAAACAGGAGAUGAUAAUGGUGUGUCACAUCUUGGGCUCCUUGAAGGCAAGUGGAAUAAAAUAAUAAUAAUAAAUUGAUAAAAAUAGACAGAGAUAACCAUGCAAGUUAAGCCAGAGUAUAUUUGGAAACAUGUUUAUGUUUUCUCCUUCUCAGAAUGUAUAGCACAUGUGCAUGACUUAUUCCCAGCGUGGUGUAUAACACGGAAAUGCCUGCGUCUAUACUGUACCAGCAAACAUGUAUUUCGAAUCAAAACAAAUAUAUUUCACAUUCCACACCUCCCAUGGGGAAAUCUAAGCUCCAUUCAGUGGAUAAAUAACUUGUAACCUACAUCCUGUUAUUCUUCCUUCCCAUAGAAAGAAAAAGUCAACAAACUUUGAUUUGCUGUUUAACAGGGAUAAACAAACAUCACAAAUGCAUGAUGUGGGGUGCUGUUUUAGCAGAGUCCCCCUUGUAGAAUUUCAUGACUUGAUUCGAGAAAGUAUAACAGAUAGAAACUCUCUUUUCCUCCUUUAGAAUAGAGAAUAAGCUUUUAGGAAUGCACUUUGUGGAGAUAUUCGAUCGCACAGUUGGAAUAAUUCUCUCCUUUAAGAUUUAGGGCCAAUGUAUAUUACUGUUUUUAUUUUAUUGUAUUACGGCAAGGGAAAAAUGGAUUAUACCCCAAGGGUGCAGAAAAUUAGGCACAAAUGUAAACAUUCUGCAGGCUAAGAUUUAUGGUGACAUUUCUAUUGCUUGACUGUCAGGUUGAAACCCUUCAGAAAAGGCAGGUGUGGCUUCUCGGGCUCCUUGCUUCCCCGCCCUGUUCUCUUUGCCUCCACCAUCUGAUCAUGUGGUAAUAAACAGGAUGUCUUCCAAAGUGGGAGGAAGGUAGGCCACAGGACUGAGGAGAAAAAUCCCAGGAAAAGCCAUAACCCACCUCAUUUCUUUCUGUAUCAGGGAAAUUAAAAGUGCACUACAAAUCUCCAGGUAAUAAACUGGCAAGUGUAAUUGCCCCAUAUUUCUGCCACAGGAGAUGGGACCUUUGUAGCAGUAAGUUACCUCAGUAGCAGGUUACCUCAGAAAUCUGCUAUUCCCACAUGAGCCUUAGUGAGUAGCAGGCUCAAAACAACAAACUCAAAACUAAACAGGGGAACAAUCACCACUCUUUCCCCAUCCCAUCUGUGUCCUCAUCUAAUCUACAGCUGAUCUCCUUUAGGUAGGAUGGCCCAUGUGCGCCUCACCAGAGCAAAGGCCCCCAAAAAGGCAGUUCAGCAUAAAAUUUGGAGAUGCUAAUUUAGAAAUGAAUCCUAUGGAUCAUCAGUGUGGGGAAGAGUGUGGCCAAGUGUGGCUGCUUAGUGGUGAUAACAGACGUUGAUCACCUUCAAGGCCUCUCCUAUUCUUACUCCUUAGACCAGGCUUCCUCAAACUCGGCCCUCCAGAUGUUUUCAGACUACAGUUCCCAUCAUCCCUGACCACUGGUCCUGCUAGCUAGGGAUCAUGGGAGUUGUAGGCCAAAAACAUCUGGAGGGCUGAGUUUGAGGAAGCCUGCCUUAGGGUUUUUAAUUUUUAAACCAGACUGCCAAUGGAUGCGUAACAAAAUUUCAGACAGUAUGCUUUCUGCCUGUGAACAGGGGAUGGGGGUUCAGACACCUAUAUAGCUCUUUGCCCCUCCUCAUAAUUAAUGGAAGCAAGAUAUAUUAUGUCUCAGUAAGCAAAUAAAUGCAAAUGUGUUUAUUUUGCAAAAUUGGAUUGAAAAAAUUCAGCUUUUCCUGGUUCAGAUUCUGGAUUUUUCGUAUGCACAAUUUAGUUUCCCCCUCUCUGUUGUGCAUUAUAUUUUAGGUGGACCAUUCCAUGGGUUGGGACGCGGGUGGCGCUGUGGGUUAAACCACAGAGCCUAGGACUUGCCGAUCAGAAGGUCGGCGGUUCUAAUCCCCGCAACGGGGUGAGCUCCCGUUGCUCGGUCCCAGCUCCUGCCAACCUAGCAGUUUGAAAGCACGUCAAAGUGCAAGUAGAUGAAUAGGUACCGCUCCGGCGGGAAGGUAAACGGCGUAUCCGUGCGCUGCUCUGGUUCGCCAGAAGUGGCUUAGUCAUGCUAGCCACAUGACCCGGAAGCUGUACGCGGCUCCCUUGGCCAAUAAAGCGAGAUGAGCGCCGCAACCCCAGAGUCGGCCACAACUGGACCUAAUGGUUAGGGCUCCCUUUACCUUUACCUUACUCCAUGGGUUACAUGCGGCUACCUCAAAUUCUGUGUCAGGCUUCAGAAAUGCAUACAGGCUUACCAGACCACUGCAAUAAAGUGAAUAUCGCAAUAAAGCGGGUCACAUAUUUAUUUAUUUUUAAAUGUUUCCCAGUGCAUAUAAAAGUUAUGUUUACACUAUAUUGUAAUCUAUUAAGCCAGGCUCCCUCCACUCUUGUGGCCAGAAAAGGAAGCGGCCAGUCUGCCUGCAGCUGCACCCUCAUCCUCCUAAGGAGCAUGUCUGCACAGUGCAAUGAAGCGAGUUGUGCCUGUAGAGCAGGUCUAGAGGAAUCCCUUUCUUAUCCCAGUCUCCCGGCACUACAGUAUUCUCUAAGGGCAAGCCUGUUCCUUUGUGCUGCAUGGUUCAAUUGCAAGCUCUGCAUGACCCAGUGUGUUGAACAAGCAGGUGGUGCCAGCGAUGACUGGGCUGGUUUGACUUGCCUUUUGUUCUCUUUAAUCAUGACACACCAGCCUAAGUAAUGUUCUCCCCCAUUUGGGCAUUGAGCAGCAGGAAUGCAGCCAGCCAGGUCACCUGCUCUCUGACAUUUCCUUUGAAGCAGGGAAAUGCUCUGGGGGAGAAAAAAUGCCAGCCUCUGGCUCCAUUCAAUUUUUAAACUACCAGUAGCCUGUGUAAAGCUUGCAGCCUCCGUUAAUUGCCUUGGCUGCCACCUUUAUCCAUCUUGCCCACUGUGUAGACAUGGUCGACCUUUGUCACCCCCGCUGGGGAGGAAGGUUCUGCUCCACAAGCACGUUCCUGCAUUGGCUCCCUUCCCACAAAGCCUCUGUUUGUCUGAGGCUUAAUUUGAGCCCUGGACUCCAGAAUCUCUCUGCAUCCAUUGUGACCUGCAAAGUAAUUUUAUUAGUACAUGUGUAUUUAUCAUCAGCAUGUAUGGUCCCUUUUAGAUAGACAAGGAUGCCUUCCCUGCUUUUUAGCUUAUUUUUCAAAACAGAUAUUGGCAACCCAGGGUAACUGCUUGCCUUGAAAGCAGUUGAUGCUAAGAGUGGCGUGAUUGAUGAGGAGGAUGGAUGAAUAGACCCAAAAAGCCCAGUCCUCCGAAGUAAACUGAAGUGUAGGUGGGUUCCCAUGAGGCAAGACACAGCAACAACAGGAAGAACCUUUGUUGAACUACAUUACUGGGAAACAGGGGCAAAGCAACUGCUUAUAUACAUUCCUGAAGGCCUGGGCCACUCCCACUCCCAAAGUGAUUGGCUGUCUAAACUUCCAAGCUGCAAAUCACGACUCAGAGUUCAAGGGCCAAUGGCAGAGGCCCAAAUCCUGAAAUGCUCUGUGAUUGGAUAUCAUGUAUCGAAUCAGAACACAGGGGCUCAGAAUCCUUAGUCCAGACAAGCUCAGGUAAACACAGACCACUGAAUACAUAACAUAAACACUGUAGGCAGUUGUAUUUUUCUGUGAAAUUCCCUCUGAGAGCAAUGGAAAAUCCUCCAGUCUUGUAGGCCACUGGGCACCUUACUCUACUAUUCAAAGCACACCACUACCUGAAGGAGCGUCUCCACCCCCAUUGUUCUGCCCAGACGCUGAGGUCCAGCGCUGAGCGCCUUCUGGCGGUUCCCUCUGUUGGUUUCUGCUUUCCUUCACUGUGCAGCUCUGCUUGUCACGAGACAGGUGUUUACAUUCCACAGUCUGUACUGUUGGAGUUUCUCACGGGAAAGGGAGACUGGAUGUGACGUACACUGGUUUCCUGUUUUUCACUGUGUGAUUCUCUCCGAGCUGUCGAGGAGAGAGGAUGCAUUUUCUGCUCCGGCAGAGGCAAGAUGUCUUUCUGUAAUAUACCAGCUUUGAACUGUAAAUAAAGCAAUAAGGAGUAUGCAGCACGUAUUCCUCAUCCUUCCGCUGGGCACAAGACUCUGCUUAAAUCAACACGUGGUUAUGGGCCCAGAAGUCGAAUCGGAGUGCCGGCAAAGGAUCGGAAUGCAGAGGGACAGAUCGGAACGGAAUCUGCUCUGCGCGUAGAGGUGAUUGAUGAGGUAUGUGCUACUGCUCCGGGCAGCCUGCCAGCUUCAAGUUAAUGGCUUUAUGGCUGGACUUUGAACUUUUAAAGCCGGUUUUGCCGGGAAUAGGCAAAGGCUCCCAGGCACAAGUCACUAUGCUGGGGAAAUCGAAAGUAACUUUUAAGUGCGCUUUUGUAAUAAGGCAGCUGCAGCAGUGACGCAGCAAGAUUUAAAGCAGCAUAUAUAUGACGCUGAAGGCUAAUGCCAGAGUCAUGAUGGCCCUUCAGGAUGCUUGUGGGAUUCCUAAGCUCAACAAGAAAAAUUAUGCCGACUGGGUUCAGUAUGCAGAGGCAAUUCUGCGGAAAGAGGGUUUGUUUGAGGUGAUUACAGAAACCCCCAGUUCCAGUUACAGAUGCAUGGGAAGCUAAGGAUUCCAAAGCAAGGGGAACUCUUACAUUGAUAGUAUCCCCAGAAGAGCUCUGUCUAUUGCGUGAUAAGACCUCAGCCAGAGAAAUUUGGGACGCUUUGAGAGAGGCUCACUUAAGGACAGAAGCAGGAUCCACUAUGUUUUACUUUAACAAGCUGACAGUGGACUUUGUUACUGCCGUGAUUUUAAAUGAAGCAGAUCGCCGGGGUGCUAGCUGCAUGGGCAAGGGGGAGUCUUCACAGACGUCAUCCCAUAGUGCAGUGGAACCACCAGAUGGCGCCAAAGCUUUGAAGGCAGUGAAAUGCUACUCGUGUGGACGUCUAGGCCAUAUGAAGAGGGAAUGCAGACAUCCCAGGGCCAAGACAGAGCAGCGCAGCGAAAGCUCAUCGCGCGGAAAAGGCCGAGGCAAAGGCAAAGGUCCGGUGUCUAGGACAACGCAGCCCAAGGCUAUGGUUUCACGCUUCACUCCAAAGGUUGCAGAGGUCCAGAAGACGUCUAGAUCUUUCUUCGUUGUUGAUUCAGCGGCGACCCACCACAUGUGCAACGAUAAGAAACUGUUUGUGUCUUUUACACCGCAGGAAGGUGCGAUUCACCAGGCGGAUGACCACACUAUUCCCAGUAAAGGCUACGGAACUGUUGUUCUUCACAGUUUGGACUUAUCGAUACAGAAUGUGCUUUACGUGCCAGACGCCAAACAUAAUCUGCUCAGCGUUGGACAGCUGAAUGAGCGGAACAUUGACGUUUCCUUCAAGAACAAGAAGUGCAUCAUCACAAAGAAAAAUGAUUAUGUAUUGCAUGCAGAAUAUGUUGAUCGUUUGUUUGUUUUGUAUUAUGAUGAUGUGGUGCAGGAUGACACUUGUUGCAUUGCAGGUUCUAACAAAAGUUUGCAUGCAGAAUGUAUUCACGAUUUUCAUCGAAAAUUUGGUCAUUUGCAUUUUGAGGCAGUAUCUAAAAUGCCUGCCUUGGUAGAAGGUAUGACUAUUAAACCCUGCAGGUACCACAUGAAGUGCAAAGCAUGCGCAGCAAACAAGGUCAAAAUGGCUGCGAAAGGUAAGGUGUCUAGUAGGAAAGCUACAGAACCAUACCAGGUUGUUCAUGCUGAUUUGGUUGGACCACUAGCGCCCUCUUUGGGUGGAAAUAGAUACUUCAUGGUUCUCAUUGAUGCAUUUUCUAGAUAUAUUUUUGUGUACAAUCUCAAGCAGAAAUCGGAGGCUUUUCCUAGGUUCAAGGAAUUCUGUGCUUGGUUGGAAAAUGUGCAUGGUAAGAAGAUAAAGACUCUUUUCAGUGAUCGCGGGGGGGAAUUCACUUCUCAGCAGUUUGAAGCUUUUCUGACUGAGAAAGGAAUUCAACAUGAUUUGUCUAGUCCUCGCUCGCCAUGGCAGAAUGGACUUGCGGAACGGGCAAAUCAGACAUUGCUUCAAGGUUUAAAAACCUUGCUGCAUGAUGCCAAUCUUCCAGAUAGUUAUUGGGCCGAAUCUCUCUCGUGUUUUGUUUACAGUUACAAUCGCAGGUUAUCUUCAGCGAUUGGUUGUACCCCCUAUGAGAAGAUGUUUGGCAAGAAGCCAUACGUCAAACACAUGAAGAUUUUUGGUUCUGACAUGUGGGUUCACUCACCACAAAACUCCAAGUUAGACAAGCGUGGAUUGCAUGGUAUCUUUCUAGGUUAUCAGAAAGGGUCUUACAGAAUAAUGAUGACUGACUCUAAGACAAUUAAGCUCACGAGAAGUGUCGAGUACAAUGCAAAGUGGGGGGGAGAAUGUGGGAAUUUUCCAAUGUUAUCCUGAUGACGGUGAUGAGACUGAGGAUAGUCAAAAGCAACCACAACAACCCGCACCCACUGAUGAAGGUUCUGAGUCUGAAUCUGAAACUGAAUCGGGUGAUUCAGAGGAUUUCGAGAGUGCGAAAGCCUCUGUGCGACCCUCUGAAAGCUCUGAUCAAGAAUUGGAGGAACCAUUGUUCACAAUAGGUCGUUUUUCUCCUAAGAAGGAAGAGGAGAGUGUUGAAGACUUAAGGCUAAUUCGUAGGUCACAGAGAGCCACAAAAGGCAAACCUCCAAAGAGAUUUGCUGAUGAGUUUGCUAAGAUAGCAGUAACAGCUGUUAAAAGCUCCAAGAAGGUAUUUGAACCUUCAAGUUUCCAAGAAAUCCAGGGUUUGGAUUCAAAGGAAGCUGAGCCAUGGUUAAAUGCCAUGAAGGCUGAGCUUGAUUCCUUAGAAAGGAACAAAACAUGGGAGCUAGUUCCAGUAGUUCCAGGAAUGAAACUGCUUGGAAGCAAAUGGGUCUUCAAAGCGAAGACAGAUCAAAAUGGCAAGAUAGUCAGACACAAAGCCAGAUUGGUAGCCAGAGGUUUUGCACAGGUACCAGGUGAAGACUAUCACGAGACCUAUUCACCCACAGUGAGAUAUGAAAGCAUUAGGCUUAUGCUUAAGCUAGCUGCAGAGGAAAAUCUACACAUUAGUCACCAUGAUAUUAAUACAGCUUUUCUGUACGGAUCUCUAGAUGAAUCACUUUAUAUGCUUCCACCUGAUGGCGUACAGGUAAAACAGGGAUUUGUUUGUGCUCUGAAGAAAUCCUUUAUGGUCUCAAACAAAGUGCACGGUGUUGGCACACAAAACUCACUGAAGUAUUGUUUUCUCUAGGUUUUCAGCAAGGGAAAGCUGAUCCAUGUGUAUUUGUCAAAGAGGAGGGGCAAAAGAAACUGUACUGUUUGUUUUAUGUUGAUGAUUCAUUAUUCUUUUGGAAAGAUGUUGCAAUGUACAAUAGCGCCCUAGCUCAACUGAAAGAGCACUUUGACAUGAAAGAUCUUGGUGAGGUAAACAACUACCUAUCUCUGGAAAUAGAGAGAGAUCAAGAUGGUAACAUUCUAGUACACCAGUCACGGAAAAUUGCUGAUGUGUUAAGCAAACUAAAUCUGAUGGAUGCUAACCCUGUAGACACACCGAUGACAACAGGUUAUCAGGUAGAUGACACUGAAGAAGCAUUUUCUGACACUACACUGUACAGGAGUGUGCUAGGCAAGCUAAACUUCAUUGCCAGAUGUUCAAGACCAGACAUUGCUGUUAGCUGUAAUUUGCUAAGCAGACAAGUCAACAAUCCUAGUGUCAAGGAUUGGAAAGCUCUGAAACGCAUAGCGCGGUAUUUGAAAGGCACUAUGCAUUACAGACUGAGAUUUAACAAUCAGAAGUCUGGUGGUCUUGAGAUAUUUGCAGAUGCAAGUUUUGGAAGUGACGCUACAGACAGGAAAGGUACGUCUGGAGUUUGCUACAUGUACAAUCAGAGUCUGUUUGAUUGGUCAUGCAAGAAGCAAACAACAGUUAGCUUAAGUACUUGUGAAGCCGAACUGAAUGCACUGUCUUAUUCACUUAAGGAUUGUGAAUGGUUAGUACAAUUGUGCAAAGAUAUGAAAAUUCCUGUCAAAUGUCCAAUCCAGGUUUACCAGGACAACAAAGCAUGUUUGGCUUUGCUGAAGUCUGAAGGUUGUAAGCAAAGCACAAAGCACUUACAAUUAAAGUUGCAGCAUGCUAGGGAAUGUAUUCAGAAGGGACUCGUAACGGUGUCCUAUAUGCCAGGUAAUGAAAUUCCUGCUGAUGUAUUGUCCAAGAUUGUAUCAAAGGAUCAACACUGUACCUAUGUGCAGAAGUUGGGUUUGUACUGAUAUUGUGCAAACACGCUGCCCAGUGAUGUUCACAGAAAGGGGAGGAUGUUGGUUUCUGCUUUCCUUCACUGUGCAGCUCUGCUUGUCACGAGACAGGUGUUUACAUUCCACAGUCUGUACUGUUGGAGUUUCUCACGGGAAAGGGAGACUGGAUGUGACGUACACUGGUUUCCUGUUUUUCACUGUGUGAUUCUCUCCGAGCUGUCGAGGAGAGAGGAUGCAUUUUCUGCUCCGGCAGAGGCAAGAUGUCUUUCUGUAAUAUACCAGCUUUGAACUGUAAAUAAAGCAAUAAGGAGUAUGCAGCACGUAUUCCUCAUCCUUCCGCUGGGCACAAGACUCUGCUUAAAUCAACACCCUCAUUGCGAGAAGCAAAGCUACAGGGAACCAGGCAGAGGGCCUUCUUGGUAGUGGCGCCCACCCUGUGGAACGCCCUCCCAUCAGAUGUCAAAGAGAUAAACAACUACCUGACAUUCAGAAGACAUCUUAAGGCAGCCCUGUUCAGGGAAGUUUUUAAUGUAUGACAUAUAAAUGUAUUUUUGGUCUUUGUGGAAGCCGCCCAAACCCAGCCAGAUGGGUGGGGUACAAAUAAUAAAUUAUUAUUAUUAUUAUUAUUAUCAUCAUCAUCAUCAUCAUCACUAUCCUAGCCACUCCAGGCUGUGCAUGGCUGGUGAGUAAGCAGAGGGAAGAAGAGAGGAGAUAUCAGACAGAAGCCCUCCUAAAAGAAUCUGCUCUGGAUUCUUAAGUGGACUGAUUUGAAAGCUGCCCUGGGAGCCUGUCUGGGCUUGAAAGGAGCCUAAAAAUAUUUUGUUAAAAGCUAUUAAAUAUCCAAAUGUAGUAUAAAAUUCUUUAAUCACUUGCUGUGCCUACGCACAAGUGCUAAUAUGCCCUGUGGUAUUCCUAGUGAAGUCUCAUAAUUCAGGAAAUCAACAGCAGUAAUUUUCCAUUUUCUUUUGGGUCGGACACCAGCAGCACAGGAUCUUCAUAUAUUGACAAUGAUGCCAUAGUAUCAUUAUGGAGCCAUAAAUCUUCCAAUGCACAAUUUAAUAAAGGACAGGACUUGGCAGAUCUUAAUGUCUGCUGUUUGCCCAAGGCUCCAGGUCUGUCAUUGGGCAGAACAGACACACAGUUGCAGCAAUGCACAGCAGAAUAUAUUCUGUUCAGAGCACUUAUCUAUUUUUCCAAUAUUCUUCAAGGAAAUCGUUAAAGACCCACAGUUUAUUCUUGGAGGCGCCACAAGAACGGACAUUUGUCAAGGGGAACUUGGUGAGUGUUCUUUCCCACUGAAAUUGUAGCUGCCUUGUGCAUGGAAACGCGAGUGUUGACGUGCAUAUGGUCACACAGCUAAAGUUCAUUGGCUCUACUUUCUCAUUUGUGUGGGUUCUUUGCUUCACUUGUGUACAGUCUCAUCCAAUGAUUACUGGUAAAUACAGAGAGUAGAUUUCAGGCCUGCCCUUUUUCACCCAACGUCCAUCAUGCAUUUGUAUGUACACCACAAAACCUCUACCAUGCAUCAAAUAUGAUUCCUGGGUAGGACAGCUCACCUUACAUAUUUGAUUCCCUAUACCCAGUGCUUUUCUUUUAGUGAAAAAGGUGCUGGCACUGAGUACCCUUGAGUACCUCUAGGAAAAAAACCCACUGCCUAUAUACCAUACAACCAAUUUUAAAAGAAAAUAUCUAGAUAAACUGGAGUGCUGUUCAAAAUAAUGCCACACUGAUGUGCAACCAUAAGAAAAAGCAUUGGAAAAUUUAAUAGCUAAGCAAUAAAGGUUUAAUGGGAAUAAUUUAACGGGGAGCUUUGACCUCCACUUUGUAGAUGUGAAUUCUAAAGAAUUCCUGUUAAUUGGAACCAGAUGACAAGAGGAAUCAGUGCUUUGUUCUAUUUGAUUUCCAGGUGACUGUUGGCUAUUGGCAGCUAUAGCAUCUCUUACUCUUAAUGAAAGCACAUUAGCCAGAGUAGUGCCACUCGAUCAGGAUUUUGGACCAGGCUAUGCUGGAAUAUUUCAUUUUCAGGUAAGAGAACUCUUGUCAUACAUGUCCAAAUGUCCAAGCCACCCCCACUACCUUUGUGCGAUGGCAUCAAGGCUGGUUUGGGUCAAUCACUGUACCAGCUCCUGCUCUUUGUCCACCUUCCACCCAGACUGCCAUGUGCAACAGUGCCCCCACCACUCUGUGUAGCUCCACUGGACUGAGGGGGAGAGUUUUGAUUGCCCCGUUAGUCAAGACUUGCCAUUUGACUGCUCCAAGAAAAUUAAGUGGGUUUUGUUGCUGGGGUGGGUUUUUUUGCUACUGAAAGAAGUACAAAUUACUGUGCUGCAUAUUAUUUCACCUUAUCAAAUUAUUCUGUUUACCUUUACCAAACAGUUUUGGCAACACAAUGAGUGGCUGGAUAUUGUCGUUGAUGACCGAUUGCCCACUUUCAAAGACCGGCUGGUUUUUCUACACUCAGCUGAUCACAAUGAAUUCUGGAGUGCAUUGUUGGAAAAAGCUUAUGCCAAGUAAGCCUUGUGGGUUAUGUGAUCUAGGUACUGUUCAUGGUUUCCUUGGCUUUCACAACCUGCACCUCAUUGCUAUCUGCACUCUUCUCUCACACUGUCAUCUGUGUGGUCUGUGAAAUUUGAUUGUGAAAUCAGAUAUUGAGGCCUGCUAUUUUAGCUCUCUGUGUCUGCUACCACUGCUAAGGAUCUAAAGAAUGCUAAUAACAGAAUCAUGGUAAUAACCUUAAAAUGGGGAGUAUGCAAUAACUUCACCUCCAAAUAACCCAGGGAAUCAUAGUUUUCCUCCGAUAACACUACAGUUUUCAGCAUCCUUAAUUAAACCAUAGUUCCCAAGGUUCUUUAAAGAAAGGUAAUAUCCUUAAAUGUGUGGUAUGUAACAGCUGUACUAUAAGUAGCUGCAGUGGUGUGCCUUUUGAUUUAUACUCCAGCCAUAGUUUAUUCACCUAGUUCAGAAAUGGCCAACAUUGUGCUUUCCAGAUGUUGUUUCGGACUACAACUUCCAUCAACUCCAGCCAGCACACCAUGCUGUCCUAGCUAAUGGGUGAUUGCAUCAAGGCACAAUAUGCUAGGAACCUCUGCUGCAGAAACCUUUCAAAAUAUAUUGGGCAUGUACAAGAACUUGGAAAUGCUUUGGAAGCAAUCUUUGAUUUCUGUAAGGCUUGUCUAAGAGACUUUCCUAGUAGAUUAUCCCAGUGCUUUUUCCCCCCUUAAAAAUGUUUGGGGUACUCUCAUUUUGACUCAAGAAAAUCACCAUUUUAAAGUUUGAAUUGGGAAAAAUACAUACAGUAAAUGGACAAAAGUACAAAGAUUCACAAAAUGUUUAGGGGUAUGCGUACCCCUGCGUAUCCCCCAGAAAAAAGCACUGGAUUAUCCCAAUCAGCAAUGCAGCAAUUGAAGUGGUAUAUAGUAUGAAUUCCACCCCUAUUAUCCAAGAGACUUGGACAAGUUCUUGGUCAAACAUUCAUCAUCAGAGGCCCUUCUUCAUGGGCUUCCUCCAAGAGAGGUCCAGGGGGUGGCAACACGAAAAUGGGCCUUUUCUGCAGUGGCUCCCCAUUUGUGGAAUUCUCUCCCCAGGGAGGUUUGCCUGCACCUUCAUUACAUAUCUUUAGGCACCAGACAAAACCUUUCCUCUACAACCAGGUCUUUGGCCUUUAGCUAUAGGUGGCAUUUUAGAAGUUGGUGGGAUGUUUUAAAUGUAUUUCUUUUCCCUCUUGGUUUUAAUGUAUAUAUGUGGGGUUUUUUUGUUUGUCCGUUUCUUUGGUUGUAAGUCACUUUGGGUUGCCCUGGACAAGAUAAAGCAACUAACCAAUUUAAUAAAUAAUGAUGAUGAUGAUAAGUUUUGUAUAUAUAUGUGUGUGUGUGUGUUUUCUGGCCGCUGUCAGGUUGAAUGGAAGUUAUGAAGCUUUAAAAGGCGGAAGCACAAUUGAAGCAAUGGAAGAUUUCACAGGAGGAGUUGGAGAAAUGUUUGAAGUUAAAAAAGCUCCAGAAAAUUUCUAUGACAUCUUAAAAAAAGCUCUGAAAAGAGGUUCAAUGGUGGGCUGUUCUAUUGAUGUAAGUAAAAUGAUAAAGCUGAGUUUCAGGGGUUUUAUCUGUAUAGAUCUGUUUCGUUGCUCUGAAUGAACAAUUUCUCCAAAGUACUGAGUUCCCUGAUGCAUAAUAGGGAUGGAAUAUGCUGUUGGUAUAUCAUAUCAUCUGCUGGAUGCUGCCAUGAUACACAGAAUAAUAGAAUUGUAGAGCUGGAAGGGACUCUGAGGGUCAUCUAGUCCAACCCCCUGCAAUGCAGGAAUCUCAAAUUAAUCACCCAUGACAGAUGGGCAUCCAAUCUCUCCUUAAAAACCUCCAAGGAAGGAGAGUCCCCCACAUCCCGAGAGAGUCCGUUCCACUGUCGAACAGCUCUGACUGCCAGAAAGUUCUUCCUAUUGUUUAGUUGGAACUUGGAUCCUGUUUUGUGUAAUUUGGAUCCAUUGGUUCAGGUCCUAGCCUCUGGAGCAGCAGAAAAUAAGCUUGCUCGAAUUUCCACAACCCUUAAGAUAUCUGAAGAUGGCUAUCUCAUAUGUUAAUUAAUUAAUUAAUUAAUUAAUUAAUUAAUUGCACUUACUGAAAUCUAAAUUUGAGAAAGAGCAGCAGUAUCUGAGCAGUGUCUGCUCAGAAAUCCUGCAGAUUUCAGUGAGACUUUCUUCCAAGUAAGCAUCCACACAGUUGCAGCCUAAGCCCCAUACACCAUUCAUAGCUAAUUCUUCUAUACUAGUCCAUCUUCUUAACCCCAUCUAUAUUUGAAGCCAUUCACAGUACUCAUCCGCAAUGUGUUGCAUUUGGAUUCUGCUCUGAAGGAGCUCAGAGGACUACUUUGGCCUCACAUAAAUCCUGUAAGAAAAGUUAGGUGAGAGCUAGCAACCUGGACAAGAUUGGUUCAUAGCGGAACAGGGAUUUAGAUCUCCCACAGCCCAGCCCAACAUGCUAGCCCCUACACCACACCAGAGACCUCUUCUGGGGAUCUAUCAAUGCCCCCAAGUGUUUGGGAAAUGAUCACAUUUGAGGUCUUACUUGCAUUGUCGAUUAACCAGCUUUCUAAAUAUUUUAUAUGUUAUCAUUGUACAUUAUAUUGUAGGAUUUUGUAUUUCACAUUCCUUACCUGUAGCUGUUUCCAACUAAAUCACUGCAUACGCAGAAUGAUUUCUGCAAGCACAACAGAACAUCCUCCCUUCUCCUUCUCCAAAUCUGCUCUGGGGUUCCCCCCAAAGCUAUGGAACAGAUUAGGGGCACGGAGAGGGGAAAAGGGAGGGGAAUUUUCAUUCUGCUUGCUGAAGAUGUUCCACCUACAAAAUGUUUUCUUUGGAUACAACCCCUUGCUUCUAAAUGUGGUCACUCACUCUUCUCACUCUUACAUAUACAUGUGAAUAAAUACAUGAUGUUACUUCAAUAAGACUAGUAUUUUAAACCUAUAUUUCCAUUCCUUAGACCAGCAGUGCAGCUGAGUCAGAAGCUCGUACACCCUACGGACUUAUAAAAGGUCAUGCCUAUUCAGUAACUGGUAUUGAUGAGGUAAGUGGCUUUUCUGUUGUGGUUUGUCUUGCUGUGAAGAGGACGGAACCUAUAUUUAUUUAAAGGGGAGGAGUGGUUGGCUUUGGAAACCAAGCCUGUUUAUCUUAUGCUCAGAGAUAGUUGUAAUAUAAUAUGCUUUUGAAUUGCUGGGGUAUUGUUUUAGUUGGCUUCACACAGAGUGGGCAAUUCAUGCCCAUUUUUGUGAAUCUCUCCAAAAGAAAGAGACCCAACUUUAUGUUCAGGUCUAAAGUACCAGGGGCUUGAUGAUUUGGUUUGUGAAGAGAAUGUCAUCUAGAUUAAUUGAGUUACUCAGCAUUAUAAAGAAGAACUGCUUCUUAGUUUAAGAUGUCAGGAUGAAUGUGGAUGAUUAGAUUCUCCAUAGGCUAAAAUUCUCAAAAUAGAUGCUUUAUAACAUGGGUGGGGAACCUUUUUCAUCCUGGAGGCCACAUUCCCUUCCAGGGGCCACUUGCCAAUGAUGAGCAGGGCAGAGGCAAUGGUUGACAGAAUAACAGAUGCACAUUUCACCUUUGUACAGUAGGCUGAUUUUUACACAUACACAAAUCCAUCUCUGUCUUACAUCCAGAUAAGCAAAAGUAAUAAUUAGAGUUCAAGUACAUAUUCUAGCUGAAUAAAAAACACUCUGUGUACAAAGCUGAACUAGUAAGCAGUGUGCUCUGAGGACAGGGAUGUAGUCUGAGGAUAGUUCUGGCUGCCAAAAAUGAGGGCCCUGAAGGCUGCAUUCAGCCAUCCAGCUUGGGGUUUCCCACUCUGCUUUAUAAUCCUACUAAAUUCAGUUGAACGUCUUAGUUCAACUUUUUAAUGUUUGAAGUUUUGUUGUGUUCCUUUAUAUUUUGUUGGAAGCUGCCCAAAGUGGCUGGGGAAACCCAGUCAGAUGGGAGGGGUACAAGAAAUUUGUUGUUGUUGUUGUUGUUGUUAUAUUAAGUCAAGGUAGCCAGGGAAUGCUCUAGAAUGUUUUCGGACUACAGUUCCCAUCAGCCUGAGCCAGCAUGGCCAAUGGAUGAUGGGAGUUGUAGUCUAACCAUAUGUGCAGGGCAUCAUCCUGGCUGUCCUUGGAUUACGCAUGUGAGUCUUUUUCUUUUCUUUUUGCACUGGAAAGCUGUUCUGUAUUCUUUCUCUUUCUUGCUUCCGUUCUCACUAGGUGGACUACCAAGGCCGGAAGGUGAAGCUCAUUCGAGUGAGGAACCCCUGGGGUCAAGUGGAAUGGAAUGGCCCUUGGAGUGACAAGUUAGUAUAUUCACUGUUCCAAGAACUUUUAACAUACACAAGUUCUGCAAAUGGGGUGGGGGAACAGGUAUUGAAAACACAACGCGAUCAUGGGAUGAUAAGCCAUUCUCAGAACACCCACUGGAAUAAAUGGAGUGCAUUUACCUAAUUCAAUUGAUUUCAUUGAUAUCACCCAUUAUUUAGCAGCUGACAUUUUGGAUGACACAGUAAAGUACAGGCACUGAAGCAGAAUACGCAAUGGCUAAACAUCACUGGUGUGAUAAAAUAUCCACGAGUGAACGGCCAAGGUCAGGAAAUAGCUUCAGCAUUAAUACUGAUGGACAAAGCAAUCCUAAGUAAGGGCUGAGAGGUGCGGAGUGACAGAUUCACUGCUGCAUCCAAGCCCCAGCCAGCCAGAGCAGAAGGUCAGGAUCAGGUCCUUCUCUGAGAGCCAUAGCUGUCAACUUUUCCCUUUUCUUGCUAGGAAUCCUAUUUGGAAUAAGGGAAUUUCCCUUAAAAAAAGGGAAAAGUUGAGAGCUCAACCUACUCAGUGGAUCUGUCUAGCCAGGCUGGAGCCACCCACCCUAAAGAUGCCUCUUUCAAAAGGGCUUGCUACUGUCAGCAUCGCCCUUGAGCCAGUGCCACCAACUGGACUCAUCCACUCAGCCCCGACUGGGCCAGGCGAGCUGGGGAGCACUUCCAGAGACCACCUUCAGCACAGGAACAGGUCAAAGUGCUGUGGACUCACAGCUUAGAGUUGUGAGCACCGGAUUCACUUCCACAAGAAGACAGUCGUCACACAGCAGAGUAUAGCAGAGUAGAGCAGAGCGUAAACGACUCGGAGAGCAGCUCUGUAGAAUAUCUUCUUUAUUCUAUCUACAACUAUAAUACACAACUAUGUACAGAGCUAAAUGAGGUCUAAACGAAAAUGCUGAACUGCACUGAGUGUCUGCAGCUGCUCGUAGCAGCAACCUUAUCUAUACACACGAUCUCUCUCUAACACUCAGUCUCUCUCUCUCUCUUUGAUGUGAGGCUGGAGCGGAAUAAGUAGAGAGCAGAAACCGCCCCCUCCUCUCUGGAGAAUCAGCAGAGAACAUCAGCAGAUUCUUGGAUAUGGGAGGGGUGAAAUCUCCUCAGCUACAUGUGCUACAUUCAAAGCACAUUUAGUGUAGUUUAAGGUUGCUGGGAACUGUUGCUCCGUGAGGGGGGGAACUACAGUUCCCAGGAUCCUUUGGGGGAAGUCAUGCGCUUGAAAUGUGUGUUUCAUGCACCUUGAAUGUAUGGUGUAAACAUGCCCGAGAGUUUGGCAUGCACAGUACUCUGUGAGCUCCAGCAGGCUGACGGCUAUCUCCUUCUCUUCAAGUUCUCAUGAAUGGCGUUCCGUCAGCCCAUCUGAGAAAAAACGUUUGUAUCAGACAGCCCUAGAUGAUGGAGAGUUCUGGUAAGUGAAUAUGCUGAUUCAAAUGAUAACUGCAUUAAAGCAAGAGCAAACCAGGGUGCCUUUUUUGUGGUUACUUGGUCCUCCUCACAUCUCAACAAACACAUGAGGGGAAGCAGAGACACGCUUACAAGCCCCUGCCCUGAGCAUGUACUCUUUAGCAUGUUGAGAUCCUUCACAGUCCUUCAUAGUGUGAUCUCUCUUUCUUCUCUUAUAUAGGAUGAAGUUUGAUGAUUUCCAGUCUCAUUUCGACAAAGUUGAGAUCUGCAACCUGACGCCUGAUGCCCUUGAGGAUAAUGCAGCACAUAAAUGGGAGGUGAUAGUUCACCAAGGCAGCUGGGUCAGGGGGGCCACUGCUGGAGGCUGCAGAAACUUCAUAGGUGUGCAUCUGAAAUUUCUUGCCACGUUUUUCUUCUCCGUGGGAAGACCUUGCUUCUUCAUCAGACCAUACUUCUUCAUCAUUGUUGAACAGUGAGGCCCAACUCCUCAUAAGCUUAAAUAACUGCUCAGCUCCAUAAAUACUUAUGGGGCUUUUGAUGCCACUGUUUCUAUUUGACAUUGGAAACUUCAGAGUUUCAUCAUCAUUAUUAAGAGGCUACAGCUUGUCAAAGCUAAGCUGAGCCAACAGUUUGUAUUUCCUUCCUUGGAAUUCCCCUGUUGACAGCAGCAGGGCAUGUGACAGGGCAGUAGUGAGGCUGGGUGCACUUGUGGGACUGAUUGACUGGGUAAUGGUGAUCUUACUGGUGCACAACCCUGGUCUCACCACCAUCACCACCACACAGGUAAGUAGCAGCAAUGGCGGUGUUGAGAGGGCGGCUCUGCCCUACGACAACCGCCACUACUGCCCAUUGAUGACUCAUUGAUUUUCAGAUUCACAACUUUUGACUCAACUCAGAGGGGAGCUGUCAGUUCCAAGCCUUUGUAGAUUGUUCGGAAAGAAAUAUGGUGGGUUCAUCAAGAUGCUAGUCCACAGUACACAGACAGUGUCUGCAGGCUCCACUGCUGGUCUUCAUGAAAGGCAGGAGGGAUGAGCUCUUCUUAAUAGUCCAAGUGAUGCCCUAGUGGUAGUGAAAAUAACUGAUCUAUUUUAUCAAGGGAAGAUAUUUUAUCAUUAGGUUCUUUCAGAGGAGGGAAUUGUGAAUAAUUAAUGGCAUUUUCCAGAUUAACAUUGCUAUGCAUAUUUCCAGCAUAUUUUAUAACAAUGUGCUUGAAGCAGACAUGGCAAUGUUGAAAUAUGCUUUUGUGACUAAACAUAAACAUACUGAUUUUAAUAAACAGUUUUGAAUGUGCUCUCUCUCUCUCCCUCUCCCUCUCCCUCUCCCUCUCCCUCUCCCUCUCCAUACCAGAAAAAUGGGAAUAUGCGUUUUCUCUCACUCAGUUUGUUUUUCCAUUCUUUUUCUCUCUAAUUUCCAGAAACGUUUUGGACAAAUCCACAGAUCAAGCUCCAGCUGACAGAAAAAGAUGAUGGUCAAAAUGAAUGCACAUUUAUAGCCGCUCUAAUGCAAAAAGACCGCCGUAAACUCAGGAAGCAGGGAGCUGAAAUGCUAACCAUAGGUUAUGCCAUCUAUGAGGUAUUUUCCUCUCCAGCAAUGUGAUGGUUUGCUCUGGGCAGGGCCAAGGUGAACACCUGACACAAGACACAUCUUUGAUGUGGUGAUAGUCCCUGAGCCUUUCCCCUCACCUUUUGAUGUGACUUGCAGCUGAGUCACUUCAUCACUAUAUGUUGUGUGUUUGUUUCUUAAUUUUAUCAAUGUUUCAUUGUUUUUUAAUGAUUGCUUUUUCCUUGUUUUUAGUGGUUCUUAUUUUUAUCUGCAAGCUAAACUUGAGUCCCUGUCAGUCCUGUGUGUUUGAUAGCUGCAGGUGCUCACUUUUUUCCUUGCUGCACUGGCACUGCACUACCAAGAUAGGAAACCCCUCAGAAAUGUGGGUGGGGAGCUUUCCAAAAAACCCUGGCUGUGUGAAUGCUCUUUGCCCUGGUACAGGAAAAGCAUUCCCUUCUUUAAUUUUCCCGGUUGUGAAAAAGAAUGGCAUAUAGUGGCCAUUCAGAAGAAGAUGAUUCAUGCGGCAUGAAGUUAAUUCAUAGUAUGAAGGUUAAGUUCAUAUCCCUUUGGGUCAUUAAGAGCCGCACACUUCAGCUGUUGCAAAAAGAAGGGCAGGAAUAAAUUGGGGGGGGGGGGGAAUCUGCCUUUUUGCCCCCUUGAGCUCCUCUCUGGAGGAAAGGCAGGGUAUAGGUGCAACAUAUAAUAAUAAUACAAUAUGUAGCCGUCUCCUAUUUAACUUUGAACUGUAUAGUUCAGGAUUCAGCUAAGUCGUCAUGUGCAUGGAAUGAGAUAUGCUCUUGCAGUGGGUCUUUCCAUGCCUCUCCUCACUUCCCCCCCCCCCAAGUCUGCCCUAGAGAGUUGGGGGAAUCCCCAGAACAUGUUUAGAGGGUUCUUAAGGGAGAGAAGAGGGGGAAACUCUUUACACAAGCUGACCUUGUUCCCCAUGCAUAUAUCCACUUAGUACAACACACUGAAGACCCACACUUGAUAUUCGUUUUGCUGUAUAAAUGUAUGGCAAUACACUAAGGCAGAGGCUGAAAUGAAAGGGCAGUAGACCAGCUUCAGAAUCUGGAGUUUGCAUUCUAAUGGGUGUGAUUUUGUGCUCCAAACAUUGGAGGGGAUAGUGCUCUGGCACUCAGGCCCUGCUGACAGGCUUCUCCACAGGCAUCUGGUUGGCCACAGGGAGAACAGGAUGCUGACCUCGAUGGUCCAUUGGCCUGAUUCAACAGGCUCUCCUUAUGUUCUUAUGCUGUUAUAUCUGCCAAGCUAACAGAUGAAUAAUGGGGUCAAUCUGAAAUCCAAUCACAGAGCCCCAGUAACGACGAACAGUUGACGAAGGAUUUUUUCCGCUACCAUGCAUCCAAGGCCAGGAGCAAAACCUACAUCAACUUAAGGGAAGUCUCUGACCGAUUUGCGCUGCCGCCUGGGGAUUACGUUGUUGUCCCUACCACGUUUGAGCCACACCAGGAGGCGGAUUUCUGCCUGAGGAUUUUUUCUGAGAAGAAAGCUGUCGCAAAGUACGUACGACCGCCAAGUACAGUGGUACCUCAGGUUACAUACGCUUCAGGUUACAGACUCCGCUAACCCAGAAAUAGUACCUCAGGUUAAGAACUUUGCUUCAGGAUGAGAACAGAAAUCGUGCUCCGGCGGCACAGCGACAGCAGGAGGCCCCAUUAGCUAAAGUGGUGCUUCAGGUUAAGAACAGUUUCAGGUUAAGAACGGACCUCCGGAACGAAUUAAGUACUUAACUUGAGGUACCACUGUAUUGCAUCCAUCUGAUGGAAAAAUUCCAAGUUCAAGUUUACAUUUGCAACCAGCUCCUGCUAAAUGUUUGUAGAGGAGCUUCAUGUGUCUGUGAGUGGGUUGGUGAUUGGGCCAUAAUCCCCAGCUUCCUUUUUUUAAAGAGUAAGUUGCUAGCAAUUGUAGAACCUGGGACAUGAACCAAUGUGUACAGACGAUCGCUUCCUCUGGAGGCACUUCAGUGCAUUCAGAAAGAAAAUUGUGAGCCUGGACCGAGGAGCAUGGGCCCUUACUCCUGCCCUUGCCUCACCCACAGCCUGCAGCCCAUUGGCUCGCUGGGAUGGGGGUGGGGCAUCAGCCACCCUGUGACCAAGAUGGGUGGCACCCUGGUCUCAGGAAGCCCCAUGCUGGGUCACAAACCCCGCCCACCUCUUGGAGGGGGUGAGCGGUAAUUCCCAUUGCAUCACUCCCAGCUUUCUACAUUCUUACGUUACUGAAACAGUGUGUAAUGGAGGUAUAAGGACCUACAACCACUCUUUUCCCAUAAUGUAAGAACCGAGCAUGAGGUACAUUUACAUUGUACACAGUACACUGUCUCUGGUUGUUGUUUUUUAUAAUGUUCCAAAUAGAAAAUCAUAUAAAAACUUGGAUUUGCAUUUGUUUCUCACAGGGAGAUGGAUGGAAAUGUUGACAUUGAUCUGCCAGAGGUAUGUCACCACAUUUAAAUUAAUAAUUGGGCCAAUCACCAUACUCAAAGGCAUUACUUUGUACUAAGGUUACUUGUUAUUGUUUUGUUGCAUCCGAGAUUAUGGCAACACCAGGUGAAAAUAAAGAAAAACUGAGUCCAUCAAACCCAAUGUUAACAACAUGCCUCUUUUUCCAAGGUGCAACCCCAAAGACAGUAAGCAGAAGCAUUAAAAUACGCUCAUUGUUGUUUUUCUCCAAUAAUAAUCUUUGGGUUGUUUUAGCUUCCUGAACCAUCUCCACCCCAAGAAGAAACAGAAGAAGAGAAGCAAUUCCGGACAUUGUUCCAACAGAUUGCAGGACAGGUAACAACAUCCAAACAAAAAAAAUCAUAUUCAAGCAGAACUCUGGAUGAUCAGGAGGGCUCAGUUCAGUGGCAGAACACCACAUUUUGUAUGCAAAGGCCCCAGGCUCAAGCCCCAAUGUUUCUAUGUAGGGCUGAGAAAGACCCUUGUCUAGAACCCUGCAGAUCUGCUGUGUGUAUAGAUAAUACUCAGCUAGAUCCCCUAAUGGGCUAAUUUGGCAUAAAUUUCUGCGUUCCUAAUUUGGACUACAUUGUCUUGAUUCAGAGCAGAUUUCCAUGAAUGCACAUUACGGGUAGAUUGCAUUUUAAACCUGCCAACUGCCUUCAUUUCUUCCACUGUAGGACAUGGAGAUCAGUGCAGAGGAACUUGAAUAUGUUUUGAACGCCGUACUGAAAAAAAGUAAGUGCUGUCAAAGCCCAACUGGCAAAUGAUUUCUUAUGCCGCAUAGUGAUGGGAAAUCCCGUACAGUGUGCACAAUAUUAGGCGAAAGGAAAGGGGCAUCGUUCAGUCGGUACGAUAUCUGCUUUGCAUGCACAAUGUGCCAAGUUCAAUCCCCGGCAUCUCUAAUUAGGGCUAAGAGAUAAACCCGUCUGAAAUCCUGGAGAGCAUCUUAAGUCCUUAAGAAAUGGAAGGAAAAGAAGGUCCCAACUAAGGAAGGAUGGAUAACCAAGACGAUGGACUAUGCCAAAAUAGUGAAAAUGACCGUGAAGAUCAGACACCAAGAUGACAAGAAAUGUAGCAAAGAGUGGGGGGAAUUUAUAGAGUACCUUAAAGAGCACUGCAUAUAUUUAAAAACGUUAGCAGGAUUGUUAUAACACUUAUAAUGUAAUAAGACUAAAGUUAAAAAAAGGAUAUAAAAUGAAUUUGAAAAAUGUAAUUAGAUGCAAUAGGGGGGAAAUAGAUAAAUAUUGGAAACCACGGGUAGGGGUUGGGGGGAAGUCUGUGGAUUCAAGUAAUCUCAGAUGUAAAAAAUUGAAAAUGAUUUAAAUGUAUAAGAAUACUGUUAAAAAUUGAAAAAUGAAAUAUUUAAGAAAUCCUGGAAAGCAUCUGCCAAUCAGUAUAGAAAGCUAGGUUACAGUACCACCAAACUGCAGCUCUACAUAAGGAAACUCCAUACGUUCACCUUUCUGCUUAGUAACCAUACAUUUAAAUCACAUGACUUCUCCCCAAGAAUCCUGGAAACUGUAGUUUCACCCUCGUAGAGCUACAAUUCCCAACACCCUUAAAAAACUAUGGUCCAUGGGAUUCUUUGGGGGAAGCCAUGUGCGUUGAAUGUGCUUUCCAUGUACGGUAUGGAUCUGCGCUCUUUUAGCCUUGGGUGGCAGAGAAGGGCUGUACAACAGUGAAUUUGAUUUUAUGAUAGUGAUUGUUCUCUUGCAGCAAAUAAUGUCAAAUUCAAGAAAGUAACUCUCCUCUCGUGUAGAAACAUCAUUUCCCUAAUGGAUGUAUCCUUUGAAAUCGAGUGUGGGAAUUCCCUUCGGUGAAGCUGUUACAAAGUUUUAGAAUAAUCUCUACAAGAUUUUGCUUUUUCCAAUAUAUAAAAAUAUGUUGGUGUGCAUCGGGGGAAAACUUAAGCAGGGCAUGUCUUUGGAAGUCCUAAUGACUUUGCAGCUUUUCUUAUAAAAAUUAUAGAAAUGAAUUUUAACAAAACUGUAUUCACGAAAGCAUCUUCAAGAGCACUGGAAUAUUUGUGAUUCAGACCCAGCCCAGGUUUUUUUUAUUGUUUGGCAUCUCCAAACAUUUCCAUUCUACCAUAAUAUCAUUUACAAGUAGGAUUGGUUGCUUAUUUAAAUAACUCAGGACAAGGGGAUGCAGGGUUCUGUUGUGUGUUUUCAUUCACUGAAUUAUUUGAAGACUUAGAGAGGGCAUUGGUGACAUUGUAUUGCAUUAUAUUGUUGCAUGCCACCUCAAUCUCCAAGCCGUGUGAGAUCCCAGGGGUUCAAGGUGCUUACCCAGGAUUCAUGUCUCCUUUGGAAUGAGGGACAGCGGAGACUGUGGUGUCUUUAUGAUAUAUGGUUUAUUUACACAUAUGUACAACCUGAGCCUACGAUGGAGGGGCUCACGGCAGCAACACCCCGCUAAAGUAUUGCUUCUUCCAUUGUCACAGCCUUGGAUUCCAACAGGUCAGGUGUAGCUCUGUCUCUCAGCUGCCCAGCCUGCAGCCUGCCCACUUCUAGCUCACAUAAAGCAACUCUCAACUCUGCCCUUUGCUUUCUAACUACCAGCUCUAGUACAGAGCUACUUCCUUUGUUACUUUAAUGGUCCAUGACCUCACCAGGAAGCUAGCCUAGCUACUCCAGGAAUUGAAUCUAGGCUGGAUCCUGGAAUUAGAAGGGGGCUCAAGCAUACAGCCUACACCCCACCCCAACACAUAACUAUAUGUUAGCAACAGGGCCUGUCUAGGCUGGUGGUUUUGUGCAUGCGUUUUCUGCAGCAUGUCCUUGAUGCAGUAAUAGUGCUCUGCAGCAGUUAAUGCUGAUAGGACAAGGCUGUUAGUUCAAAAUGUUUAACUGCAUUAAUAAAGUAAUAAAUGUAGGCUGGUUUUGGUACUUGACACAACUAGUAUUGUUUUCCUUAAUGUGGACUGCAUCAGGCCAGUGGAAAUGGGAAACUCGAAUUCAAUGAGUUCAAAAUUUUCUGGGACAAACUGAAGAAGUGGAUUGUAAGUUAAUAUAGAGUCAUAGUUUUCUCGGUUGUUUGGUUAGGCAUUUUUGAAGUAACUACAAAGCAAUUUUAAAGACCCAUAAAACUUUCAUAUUAAAUCAGUGCUCUUAAAAAUAAAAAAGCUGUUUCUAGGAAACAUUAUUUGUUUGCUUUUGUGCCAAACCACAAAAAGUUUACAGGAAACAUUAGCAAUAUUUUUUAAAAACUUGAGCAAAAAAAAGGAUUUUUUAAAGGUAAUAAAUGUCAGAACAAAUGUUCCUCAGAAGGAGGCCAAGCAAAAUAAAUCUUUAGCAAAAGACAUUGCUUGAACAUAAUAUAUUGCUAUUGGAACAUGUAAGAUGAAAGUGCUGAUUCAUGAUGAGGAGAAAACACUGGUGACCUGCCAAGUGCUCCGGGAAAAAUGGGUCAUCCCAUUUUUCCUGCAAAAUCUCAGUGGCCAUUUUGGGUGCUUUCAUCUCAUGUCAUCUCGGGCCACACUCCAGCCCCGAAAAGGUGCUUUUGUGAGGCCAGAGCAUGGGGCAGGUUACGUGAUGUGCCCAGGAGCAUGUCCCAGAAGCCGCAUGUCCCAGUUUUGGAUCUGAAAAAGUUGGACAAUAUACAAUCAGCAAGAAAUGAAUUUUUAAAUAGCCAGUCAGAGCACACAGGCUGAUGAAGCCCAAAUAUAAAGGAGCAUUUGGAUGUCUUGAAACAAUUAAGUGACUCAUCAACUCUUCCUUUCUCAGAGGGGUUACAAAUAAUUUUCUCUUUUUGUUCAUUUGUUCAGGGUAUUUUCCUUCAUUUUGAUUCUGACCACUCCGGCACCAUGUCUUCCUACGAACUUCGUCUUGCUUUAAAAGCAGCAGGUACCAUUUUUUUCCUCAAAGGCUGGCCUUGGCAGUAGGUGAACUUAGGUGGCAGAGGUGGCAGGAGAGGCUUGGAGAGCAGGAGCAACUGUGUUGCUGGCAGGGAGCCCACACAGUGAGUGAGCAGCAGCCUUUCAAGAUCAUCCUCACUAGAUAUGAUAUGAAAGAGUCCUUAUUAGAUCAUCUGUUAAAAGCAGGCAUACAGGCCCAAAGUGGCACUUGGGAAGAGAGUUAAGUCCCAUGAUUUCAGUGGGGCUUACUCCCAGGAAAAUGAAUAUAGGGCUGUGGGCUCACUUAAGACAGGAUAGUCAGGAUUUUUUGUACACUUCCUUUGAACAAGUUCCUUGCUCAGAAUAAAUCAAGUCAAUAAGAUUGAGGUGGCUGCAGAAUGUACUUUAAAGAAUCAGGAUUCCAAUGGAAAUUCUGACCAGAACUGGCUGGCUGAGAUCAAAGAUUAAAAGAAAUGAUUAUGAUGACUGGUUAAAGUAACAGUUAGUUAUAUAUGGAACUACAGGGAAUCAUAAAAGGCAUUAAAAUCUACAUUUUCAGAACUCUAGAUUAAUUCCCCCCCCCCCCGUUUCACCCAAUCAAUUCUUUACAAUCACGAGGGCUGGAAGCUUAUAUAAAAACUAAAACCACAGUUCUCAGGAUGCAUAGAUCCUGUGUCCUAUACUUUGUCUUGGAUGCUUUCAAACAGCUUGCUGGAAGAGUGGCAGUUGUGGUCAGUUAUUAAAGAAGCUCAAAUUUCUCUUUCCUGAAGGGUUUCAGCUCAAUAAUUAUCUACUGCAGUUGAUGGUUCUGAGGUACUCUGAUGAUCAAUACCAGAUUGAAUUUGAUGACUUCUUAAACUGCCUCAUUCGCCUGGAAAAUGCAAGCCGUGAGUAUCUUCUUCUUUUAUCUUUAUUUGUUCUCUUUGAAAGCUUUUUAAUUCCCAUUGACAUGUGAUAGACACAAUAGGUGGGUUUCCAACACCUAACUGCUUUCACAGUUUUUGUUCAUCAUUUGGUUUUGCAGCAGUUCAUUUCCUACGAGUGUUCUACAAUUAUUGGAUUUGCUAUUCUGCUUCAUAAUUACGACACUAUUAGUUUGAAAGGACGUUUAUCUUGUGUCUCAGUGCCAUAAUGAGCUGAAAGGGCAAGUGCUCUGCUAAGCAGCCAUGUUUGCCACUGCUGCAGUAAGCGAGAGACAUUUGAUGAAUGCCAACAAUGACCGGUCGUUCUUAAGAUCUGAAGAGUUGCAGGGAAAAUGACAGAAAAUUCUGACAUUUUCCAGUAAAGCUCAAGGUCAAUUUAGUACUUUCAGUAAAUGCUUGAAUGUCACCUUUAUUUCUGUCACUUAUUAGUAAACGACACUUUAUCAUGUCAUUGGUACAAAUGUGAGGUGAGGGGAAGCCACAGUGAUGUUAAUAUUUCUGUCAUUACUCAUUGGGCCUCCUAAAACUAACCUGUAAAUGUCAGCAUUCACCAUGUUUCUGACAUUUACUGCAACAGAGUUUUUAUGUAAGACACUGAUCAUAUUGGCAAGGUGUUUUUGGGGGAUGGCCCAAGGGGUCUCAGCCACAGAUAUUUUUUACUUGGCUUCCGAUCUAUAGCCCCUUUCCCCCUUUCAUAUAUUUAACAUUGGUGGGGGUUUUUAGAUUCUUGUUAUUAGUAUUUAACUGUGCUCACAUAAUACACUACAAAGCACAUUGCCAGUGAGACUACACCCACCUGUCAUCUUAAUUUGCCCAAGGACUUCUUUUUGUUUUAAUAUAUACAAAAGAGCAGCUCUUGCUAAUAAGUCAUGUGGUGGGGAGAUAGGAGGCCCAAUCCACAUGCAGUGAACUGAGCCCAGUAAAUUCUCAUGAUAGCUCAUAUUAAGCCCUAACAGCCGGAGGUUGUUUUUCCCCUCUGAAAGUUAUGGCAUUUAUACAUACAAAAUGUGCAUGUGCUAAUUUAUGCAAAUUUGCAUCUUGGCCCCAAAGCUUGCAUCCAAUUAAGUUUUGCAGAUUAGGCCCAUUGAAAUUAAAGGAUCUAGCUUAGUCAUAUUCAUUAAUUUUAGUGGGUUUACUCUUAAGUAUGAGUACCACUAAAUGCCUCAGGUCAUUUACCUUGCAUUGUCCCCCACAUAUUUGUAUGAAUCAGAUCAACAUCACAUGUUGAUUUUUUUUCCAGGAGUGUUCCAAGCACUAAGUGUGAAAAACAGAGACUUCAUUAACCUGAAUAUAAGUGAUGUAAGUACUCAAGAUCCUAAAGCUCAUAUGUCCUUAAGUAAAAAGUGUAAAGGUAAAGAUAAAGGGACCCCUGACCAUUAGGUCCAGUCGUGACUGACUCUGGGGUUGCAGCGCUCAUCUCGCUUUAUUGGCCGAGGGAGCCGGCGUACAGCUUCCGAGUCAUGUGGCCAGCAUGACUAAGCCGCUUCUGGCGAACCAGAGCAGCGCACAGAAACGCCGUUUACCUUCCCGCUGGAGCAGUACCUAUUUAUCUACUUGCACUUUGACGUGCUUUCAAACUGCUAGGUUGGCAGGAGUAGGGACCAAACAACGGGAGCUCACCCCGUUGCGGGGAUUAGAACCACCGACCUUCUGAUCGGCAAGUCCCAGGCUCUGUGGUUUAACCCACAGCGCCACCCAUGUCCCAAAAAGUGUAGAAAGUAACUAUUUGAGUGCAGGAUUCCCCACUUCUUCCACUUUUUUAUGGGCACAUUUUACUACUGGCAUAAGCAAAUGAAAACCCAAUGAAGGGCCUCCACUGGGUAAUUAUUUGACUUGAGGAUGUCUCUCCAAGCCUAUGGCCCUCAACAUUUAAAUAGUUUAAAACCAAAUAAGUGACAGAAUAUGGGGAGGGCUCCCGUUUCCCUUAAGCUAAAAUAACCACCAGAUUUUAGAGCCACACCUCUGUUCCAGAGGGUCUUGUAUUUCUGCCAUUCUGGGAAGUUCUCAUCUUACACAUGUUACUUUGGGAUCUCCUUUAUCAUCCUGUUUGACCACAGUGCCUCCUCCACAAGACAUACAUACUUUGGUAGUCACAAAUUCAGAAUAUGAAGAGGCUGAUCAGAUUUAUGGCCCAAGAGUUCUGACAAAUCGGAUAUUUCAACGGCAAUGUUUGGUCUUUCUUUCUCCUGUUAGUUUAUCAACUUGACAAUGAACAUCUGAAGACAUCCAGUCUGGGUUUCAGCCAGUGUUCAAAGUGCCUCUCAAAAUAAGUUUGGAAUGUUCCUCCCAUGGUUGAAAACAUCACAGAAUUCCUGCAUCUUCUACCCUUUCUUAUAUUGGCCCUCAACACUACCAGAACUGCUUUGAAGCCAUUUUGGCAUAAAAGGGGUGUAAUAAAGUACCUGUUUAAAAGAAAACAACAAAUAUAGAUAAGUAUUU